AUGAUAUCCAAAAGGACCUGGUGUCGACGUAAAGAGUAUGAAAACCAAAAUACCGUAACAAUGACUGAACAGUAUGAUACUGAUUUCAUUUGGCUGGUAGUUGUUGGGUUUAUAGUAGCAUUUGUACUGGCGUUUGGCAUCGGAGCUAAUGAUGUUGCUAACAGUUUUGGAACAAGUGUUGGUGCAGGAGUGUUGACUAUUUUUCAGGCAUGCAUACUAGCUACAAUAUUCGAAAUAGCCGGAGCUGUGUUGAUCGGUUACAAGGUGUCUGAUACAAUGAGAAAAGGGAUCUUGGACGUCGGUUUGUACGAAGGAUUUGAAAAAGAAUUUAUGAUUGGUUUACUGUGUAGUCUCACUGGUUCUGGGAUUUGGUUGUUGUUUGCUACAGCGUUAAGAUUACCCAUUUCUGGUACGCAUUCGAUUGUUGGUGCGACUGUUGGUUUUUCACUUGUAUGCAGAGGUACUGCUGGCGUAAGAUGGAUGGCCUUAUUAAAUAUAGCUGGAUCAUGGUUCGCGAGUCCAAUACUCAGCGGAAUUGUAUCAGUAUUAUUAUUCUGGUUGAUAAAAAAGUCAAUAUUAAACGCUAGAAUGCCCCUUGAACGAGGUCUUCGUGUCCUGCCAAUUUUUUAUGGCCUCACAGUGUCUGUUAAUAUUUUAUCUGUUAUUUUGGAUGGACCAAAACUAUUGAUGAUGGAUAACUUGCCUAAGUGGGUCAGUGGAGUAGCAGCGGUGGUAGCAGGUUUACUAUCCGGCCUGAUAGUCCUAAUGUUUGUGGUGCCGGUUCAGCGUCGCCGGAUAAUGCUGAGCAACGCUCUGGACCCGACGAGUUUCGGUGCUUGUGACAGCAAAAAAGAAACAACGCCUUUGUCGGUGAUAACUGAGACCCCGAACAUGACCAACAAGGUGGUAAAGUCUGGUGAGCAGCCAGGUCUUAGAGGAAACAACAGUGCGAGUCCUCUGUUACUGACAACCGGCGGAACUGAAAUCUGCGACGAGGGCAUCACCGACCCGGUAGACACCCAGAAUCACACAGAAGACAAUCCUGAGGUCGCGAAAUUAUUCUCCUUCCUCCAAGUCCUCACUGCAGCUUUCGGGAGCUUCGCACAUGGUGGUAACGACGUUAGCAAUGCCAUCGGACCUCUCAUAGGUCUCUGGGCUGUCUACGCUGAAGGAUCUGCUAAACAAGAGACUGAGACACCACUGCUGAUUCUUCUCUACGGAGGAGUCGGCAUUUCUGUUGGAUUGUGGAUCUGGGGUAGACGCGUCAUUCAAACUCUGGGUCAGGACCUUGCUAAAAUUACACCCACUACUGGUUUCACUAUCGAAAAUCAAGACCACAAACUUAAACAAAAAUUAAAUUACUCAAAUGCCGGUAGAAUUGUUAGUGACUCGAGUGUUGGAACGGGAAGACGUCCCGUCGAUUCAAAGUCAUCAGCUUACACCCAGGAGUCCCCUAACGAAGUUAUAUACGACCCCUCACUGACUUAUGGGAGAUCAAAAGGAUACGCUUAUCGUCAAGUAAUACCGCAUUAUGUAUUGUACGCUCAAAAGUGCCUGAAUUUCAAGGCCUUUUUCCGCCAGAGUGUUCCCAAUUCCCCGGCUGAGUAUCACAGGAUACGUCAUGUUAAUAUUAUUUAUUUUCUUGAGGAUGACACGAUCUCAGUUAUGGAGCCCGCGGUUGACAAUGCGGGUUUUAAGCAGGGCAGGCUGGUACGUCGCGGUAAAAUUCCUAAAACCAACGGCGAGUUUUAUCAUUGGAAAGAUUUAAAUGUUGGUAUUGAUUUAGUUUAUCACACGGUGGACUGUGAUACCUUCACUGAAGAAUUUAUGCGAAGCCAGGGAAUUGAUUUAGGAGAAAAAGAGACCCCACCACCAGACUCUUACACUCAGGAGCGUGUCGCCAAAGAAAAUGCUUCACGAGCAGCAUUAUCAGCGACCCGACGAACCCGUCCAGGUGUCGAAGAUCCAAGACGGAGAUUUCUGGAGUUUGACGGGAUGGUUUUGACCUUCGACGCGACCUGGAACGACGACCGCUAUCAGGUUUUGUAUUUUUUGACGGAUGACACCAUCGCGGUGCGGGAAAUUCAGGCGACUAAUUACGGAAAAGACCCAUCAAGGUUACUCUUAAAGAGGAUGAAGGUUCCCAAAAAUUGGAGCGAUGUUCCCAAUUCCUUUCCGAGUAUUUACAUGGAAAGAGAUGAUAAUAAUGGUGACUUUUAUUCGCCGUCUGAUUUAAAGGUUGGAGAAACAAUUUUUAUCUUCGGUCGUAAAUUUUAUCUUUAUGACUGCGAUAAUUUCACGAGAAAGUAUUACAGUGAAAUGCUUAAUAUUCAACAGCCGGCGCGACUGUCGGCGGGAAUUGAUAAUGAUGAUCAUUAUUAUAACUCGGAAGCAAGAAAACGCUCACAAAAACAAAUUAAGGAUAAUAAUAAAGACGAUGUGAUAAGGAAGAUAUUUAAUCAUCCAAAAAAGCUUCGGUACUUAGUGAGCAUGAUUGCUGUGCACCCGGAAGAUAAAGACCGUGAGUUUGUUCUCGAGUACAGUCUCGGUGAUGGGAAAAUAAAAAUAACCGAAAUAGAUAAAAGGAACUCUGGACAUCGGGGUGGAUGUUUUUUGGCGGCAAUGCUCGUACCCAAGAGUAAAAUUUAUCGAGCUGACACUGACAAUGAUCAAGUUGUUUAUUACACUCCAGAGGACUUUUUUAUUGGAGCUGAAAUAAAUAUUUUUAAUCACAGGUUUGUAAUCACUGGGGCUGAUUUAUUUGUACUCAAGUACGUGGAAGCUAACAGAGAUAAAUUUCCCAACUAUGUUGUUGAUAAUAUUAAAAAUUAUUUUGAUAAUCAAGCUACUUCUAGUGAUGAAUUUAUAAGAGAAUCUGCUUUGGAUAAAUUGGAAAACUUGCACUUACAAGAACCGAUUUAUCCUGCUAAAGCUGCGGAUCCUCCGCAAGCGCAGAGAAUUAUUGAAAAUUUGCAGACUAACUCGGGUGGAGAUUCUGAAAACCGACCAAUAGCGAUUCGUCCCAAGAGGCCGUAG
Messenger RNA from Cotesia congregata, 3036 nucleotides. The record is from the annotation of a GenBank genome assembly. NCBI's taxonomy places the organism in Eukaryota, Metazoa, Arthropoda, Insecta, Hymenoptera, Braconidae.